UGAAAAUUUGACAGCUGUGUGUGUCGCCUACUCAUAGCGACUGCAAGUAAAUAAAAACGAAAAGGCGUUAACAUUAGUUGUUAUCUAAUUUAAGAUGGCUAAAAGGCAGCAGUAGCACAUAACGCGUUAUCGUCAGAUAACUACCACCACCAAGCUAACGUUAAACCAGAACCUUACCAUAUGACAUCCCCAAUUCUUCCUUUUGUUGCUGAACAGUUGCUGAAGGAUAUUGAAAAAAGUUACAAGGAUGGAGCUCAGCUUCCUGAUGACCUGCUUAUUGCGUUGCGGUAUGUAUUCGGGUCUUGUGCCCUUCAGGCCUUGGACCUUGUGGACCAGCGCUCGGUGACCUGUGUGUCCUCUCCUAGUGGCAGAAGAGUGUUUCGGGUCAUGGGGGGCUCAGGUAAGCUGUACACCUGCUUCACCUCCUGUCACUAUUGCCCGUGUCCGGCCUUCUCCAUGCUGGUGCUGAAGCGGAGCACCAGUCUGCUGUGCAAGCACAUUCUGGCUGCCUACCUGUGCCAGGCUAUGGGGCUGUGCCAACAUGAGCAAGUGUCCGACCAGGACAUGUCACGGGUCCUGGCAGGUCAAGCGGACGCUGACUCAUAGAUGACGGACUCCAGCGCUGGAGCGCCACACAGACGCAAGACGAAUACGGAUACUACAGACAGCCUGAGUCUACAGUACGACGUCCAUACAGGUCAGACAUAGCGGAAACACUCGCCAGUUCAGCCGAGUAAGGGGAAGAUGCUGUGUGAUCAGCAACAAGCAUGAGUUAGCCUUUAGCAUCUAGCAUCUGAGUAGUGGACUAUCUAGUGUUGGAAGUUAAAGUAAAAAGGGAUAUGUUCAUUUUGGCGAAGUCCCUGUGGUCAGUUCUCAUAGGAUAUAUGAAACUGCAUGUGUUGAUUUUCAUUUUCUGUGAGUUGCUUUACAGAUUUUGCACAAACAUGAGCUCAGUUUCAAAUUUCACUUUGAAGCCUCUUGUGACCAGAUGUUAAACAUGAUUUGCAUUCUCUGUGUGCUUGAGCCAAAAAAUAGCCAUUUAAUCCCUUGCCAAGGAAUGUAUGUAAUGUAUUGUUUCAGUCAGCUUAUCUUGUAUGCAUUUGUAGUUUCCCUUUAUUUGGAAAUAAGACAUCUAGUCCAUUGUUGCAUAAUAGGGAUCACUAAAAUUUGCUUGUCGUUCAGGUCUUACAUUUUACAAUAAACGUUUUUGACAUUU
Molecule: messenger RNA, 1216 nt
Organism: Sardina pilchardus (European sardine)
Lineage: Eukaryota; Metazoa; Chordata; Actinopteri; Clupeiformes; Clupeidae
Gene: zswim7
Product: zinc finger, SWIM-type containing 7
Exons: 5
Coding region: 181-606 (141 amino acids)
Biological process (GO): double-strand break repair via homologous recombination
Cellular component (GO): Shu complex
Molecular function (GO): zinc ion binding
Source: RefSeq, a predicted model, not a curated record